UUUUGCUAUUCAGAGGACGAAAGAGAGAAAACGCAAACGUCGGCAAUUAUGGAGAUUCAUUCCUCGAUUGAGUCCAAAAACUUUAAGAGAUUUCAAAAGAAGAGGAGAAAUUAUCUCUUUCACUCAAUUUAUUUUUGUGGGGGAUUCAACUUUUUUCAGAAAAGGGUUGUUUGUUAAGGCACUUGGUCGAUCAUCGCGCCGAAAACGCAGCACUAGCUUCUCUUCUCUUCCGUGAUUAUUGCUAAAUUCACCCCCUUUUUGGUCGAUUUCAAGUGUUUGAGGUCUUGGGUUUUGCUGAGACUCUUGUUUCAAGAUGGGCUACUAUAACAAUGUCUUUGAUGGAUGCAAUGACCAAACUGAUAUCGGUGGGGUUAUACGCGAUGGAAGGGAAGUCAUUCUCCAGGCUUAUAACUGGGAAUCUCAUAAACAUGAUUGGUGGAAAAACUUAGACGGCAAAGUUCCCGACAUCGCAAAAUCUGGCUUUACCUCUGCAUGGUUGCCACCACCAUCUCAGUCCCUUGCACCAGAAGGUUACCUUCCACAGGACCUUUAUUCACUAAACUCAGCAUAUGGCUCUGAGCAUCUAUUGAAAUCUUUGCUUCGUAAGAUGAAACAGUACAAAGUUAGAGCUAUGGCUGAUAUAGUCAUCAAUCAUCGUGUUGGGACAACAAGAGGACACGGUGGAAUGUACAACCGCUACGAUGGAAUCUCAUUACCGUGGGAUGAACACGCUGUUACUUCUUGUACCGGAGGACUGGGUAGGCGCAGCACAGGGGAUAACUUCAAUGGAGUUCCAAAUGUUGAUCACACUCAACAUUUUGUUAGGAAAGAUCUAAUCGGAUGGCUUCGUUGGUUGCGUAACACUGUUGGGUUUCAGGAUUUCCGUUUUGACUUUGCUAGAGGUUAUUCAGCACAAUAUGUGAAGGAGUAUAUAGGAGCAGCGAAACCUUUAUUCUCAGUUGGAGAAUUUUGGGAUUCUUGCAAGUACAAUGGCCAUGGUCUAGACUAUAAUCAAGAUAGCCAUAGACAGCGUAUAAUCAACUGGAUCGAUGCCACAGGACAGCUUUCAGCUGCAUUUGACUUCACAACUAAAGGAAUUCUGCAGGAAGCUGUAAAGGGUCAGUUUUGGCGUUUAAGUGAUCCUCAAGGAAAGCCACCGGGCGUAAUGGGAUGGUGGCCUUCAAGAGCUGUCACGUUUCUUGAUAACCAUGACACUGGCUCUACUCAGGCUCACUGGCCGUUCCCUUCACACCACGUCAUGGAGGGCUAUGCAUAUAUACUUACUCAUCCCGGCAUCCCCUGUGUGUUCUACGACCACUUCUACGAUUGGGGAAGCUCGAUUCAUGACCAGAUUGUCAAACUGAUUGACAUUAGGAGGCGACAAGAUAUCCACAGUAGGUCAACGGUCCGUGUUUUGGAAGCACGGGCUAACUUGUACGCAGCCGUUGUUGGUGAGAAACUGUGCAUGAAGCUCGGAGACGCUUCUUGGUGCCCUUCUGGUAGAGACUGGACUUUAGCAACAAGUGGCCAUCGCUAUGCCGUUUGGCACAAGUAAUCUUCUUGAAGACUGGACCUGAUUCUCAAGCUUUUGCAUAGAAACUUCCAAAAUUUAUGUCAAAGGUUGUGGGCUUUCGAGUGAUAUCUUUUCACUUUUAUAGACCGGUUUUACUUUAAUAUGCAGCACUUACGUCUUCAUGACGUAAUAUUUUACUAGUUAAGUAUUAUAUGCAUAUGUAUCAUUUUGUAA
Molecule: messenger RNA, 1747 nt
Organism: Eutrema salsugineum
Lineage: Eukaryota; Viridiplantae; Streptophyta; Magnoliopsida; Brassicales; Brassicaceae
Product: probable alpha-amylase 2
Exons: 14
Coding region: 314-1555 (413 amino acids)
Biological process (GO): carbohydrate metabolic process
Molecular function (GO): alpha-amylase activity; calcium ion binding
Source: RefSeq, a predicted model, not a curated record